GAUUGAAUCCACCGAAAUUACGAGACUAAUCAGGCAAUACCUUCUCCUUUAUAUAUUUGCCACCCUCCCACACUCUCCGACGUCUACACCGAAAGCAUCCAGUCCCUGCGCCGCGCCGCGCCACCUAAACAGGGGAGCGGGAGCACCCCAUCGCCCACGCCACGAUGGCGUCGUCGUCCAGCUCGGCGGACGAGAGCGGCCGCAAGCGCAAGAGAGACUCCGCCACCGAUGGCGAGCAGGGGCCGUCGUCUCAGCCUCCGUCCAAGUGGCGGACGCGCCGCGCGCGCGAGACCUACUCGUCCAAGCUCUACGACGCGCUGCGCCUCGUGCGCACCGGGACCAGCCUCGCCCCGGCGCGCGGCAGCUCGCGGUGGAGCCGCGCCAUCCUCGCCCGCCGCCGCGUGCGCCUCCCUCGCGCGUCUGCCGCGCCCCCGCCUCCGCCCCCGGCCGCGAGCUCCAGGUCCGCGCAGCCGGCGCUGGCGAGGAAAGCGAGAGUGCUAGGCCGGCUGGUGCCAGGGUGCCGGAAGCUGGCGUUCCCGGCGCUCCUCGCCGAGGUGUCCGACUACAUUGCCGCGCUGGAGAUGCAGGUGCGCGCCAUGAACGACAUCGCGCAGGCCCUCUCGUCCGUCUCCGCCCCCGGCGGCUCCUCUCCGUCGACAUCGCGAUCCAGCUAGCCUGAGUGAUGAUUCCUGCAAUCAAAUCUGCUGUGCAUGUACAUGUGUUUGUGUUAGUUGGGCUGCCUGUUAGAGUGGUGAAGUGGGUGAUGGUCUUUAACCCGCGCGCGCUAGGAUCAUGACAUAACACUUGUUCGUUGCCUGUUACUCCCUCGGGAUUUUGUCCUCUUGUUUCGCCAUUGCCGCGUUGGUGAAGGUAAAUGCAUGAGAACUUGAUAGGUUUUUAGAGUGAGUUCUUGCAGCAAUCAAAGGGUGCAUUAUAUUAUAUUGGUGCUUGUGAGCCUUUCUUCAACCUCUGCCAGCCCGACGCUGACUCGCUUCCCCUCCUCCGGCAAUCUCCUUCGGCGGCGCCACGGCCACUGUUCCUCCGCGGCAGAGGAUUGAAUAACACGUCUGAGCGCGUAAUGACUGGUGGGGUGGCAGGCAGGGGAUGGACGGUGUCGCGGUGCCAUUGGCGCCUUGCCGUCCACAUGCAUUACGUAC
Messenger RNA from Phragmites australis (common reed), 1157 nucleotides. RefSeq names its product transcription factor bHLH148-like. The record is from RefSeq and is a predicted model, not a curated record. Bases 165 to 674 code for a protein of 169 amino acids. Lineage: Eukaryota; Viridiplantae; Streptophyta; Magnoliopsida; Poales; Poaceae. The transcript has a single exon. Gene Ontology annotation, biological process: regulation of DNA-templated transcription.